Messenger RNA from Moesziomyces antarcticus, 1587 nucleotides. RefSeq lists its product as uncharacterized. The record is from RefSeq and is a predicted model, not a curated record. Gene Ontology annotation, cellular component: endoplasmic reticulum lumen. Gene Ontology annotation, biological process: response to endoplasmic reticulum stress. The transcript has a single exon. Gene Ontology annotation, molecular function: protein-disulfide reductase activity; protein disulfide isomerase activity. Lineage: Eukaryota; Fungi; Basidiomycota; Ustilaginomycetes; Ustilaginales; Ustilaginaceae. The coding region runs from base 1 to 1587 and encodes 528 amino acids.
AUGACGCUCGCGAGUCUCAGGUGGACAUGCAGCCUGCUGCUGCUCGCCACCGUCCUGCUCGGCAGCUGUGAGGCGGCGCUAUUCUCCAAGAACUCCAAGGUCACCAUCGUCGAUGCGUCCAACUUUAAGCGCGAAGUGCUUGACAUCGAGAAGCCGACCAUGGUUGCCUUCACAGCUCCCUGGUGUGGCCACUGCCAGAAGCUCGUCCCUGACUACACUAGGGUCGCUGCGCAGCUCGACGGCGUCGUCAAGCUUGCUUCGAUCGACUGCGACGAGGACAAGAACAAACCUACGUGCGGAAAGUACGGCAUUCAGGGCUUCCCCACCCUCAAGCUCUUCCCGCCGACCAAGAAGCGUCUCCCGAAGGACUAUCAGGGUCCUAGGACUGCCAAGGAUAUUGCGGCGUACAUGGUCGAUGCGCUGCCUAUGGGCGCCAAGAAGCUCAAGGCCGAGGAGCUUCAGGAGUACGCCGAGAACGACGCCACCACGCCCAAGGUCAUCCUCUUCUCCAAGAAGCCCACCAGCUCGCCGCUGUACAAGAGCCUUGCACUCGACUUCCGCAAGAGUCUAUCUUUCGCCUUCCUUCGCGGCGACCAGCGUCCCGUCCAGGCCGCCGCCCGCAUCCACCUCGGCGUCGAUGUCUCGGAUGACAAGCUGCCGCUCCUGAUUGUCGUCCCUUCACGUGGCGACGGUGAUGACUUGGACAAGGCGGCUAUCAAGACCUAUACCGGCCAGCUCAAGUACCACGAGCUCAACGCAUGGAUCAAGCAGACCGUGCCAGAAGCCAAGUCCGGCAAAGCUAAGAAGCCCGCAACCAAGGCGCAGAUCAAGAAGAAGCCCGUCAAGCUCGAUCAAAAUGUCGACGAUCUUCCGGAAGGCGCCAACCGUGAGUGGCGUGUCGAGGAAGACAUGACGGAAGAGGAAAAGCAGAAAAAGAUGGAACAGCUCGCCGAAAUGCUCAACACGGCCAUCAAGCAGAGCAACGAUCUCAGGGAGACCGAGCAAGCAGCGAGCAGCGAUGCCGACUCGUCUGCCCACGGUUCAGGCUCUUCCCACUCUUCGUCAUCUUCGUCCUCUUACUCUUCCACCACAGACGAGGAUGGACAAGUCACCACGGACCGCACGGCAUCCUACUCCACCUCGGGCGAUGACGACGACUCGGCGUCGUCUUACAAGGUCUCCUCCCACACCCAAGGCAAGGGUGGCGAGGACAUGUCGCUCAAAGAGAACCUGCAACGCUGGCUUGAGGGUGAACAGGUGGACUGGUCGUCCGACUACGCGGACCACUUCACAUCCGCCCAAAAGGCGGCCGAACACCUCAUCAAGGAGGACCCCGAAAAGGCGGAGCAGAUGGCUCUCGAGAGCGAAAAGUGGCUUGCUCAGUACCUCGUCUCGGACCUCGAGAUGAUGAAGCUCGCCCGCGACAAGGGCAACGAAGACCCAGCCGUCUCCGACGCAAAGAUCGAACGCAUCCAGAACAUGUACGACGAGAUCAACAAACGCAUCGAGGAGCGCCAAAACAAGAUCGCAGCAAAGGCUUCAGCUUCUUCCGACGACAAACAAGCCUCGAGCCACGACGAGCUCUAG